CCGUCGCGCGAUGGCGGCGACGCGCGGGGAGUACGCGACGUACGGCGUGGGCGCGUUUUUGGCGUGCGUGUCGAGGGGCGUCACGGGCGUGGGCGCGGCGAUACUGUUCCUCGUGACCUGGGUCGUGUUCUCCGUGGCGGGCGCGGAGACGAGCUCGCUGAAGGACACGGUGGCGCUGGAGGCGUUCGUGGGAUUGGUGACCAUGGUGCCGUUCAUCACGUCGGCGAACAUUCGCGAACACACGAAUUGGGUGAUACUGGCGUCGUUUUUACCGUGUCAGGCGGCGAGUGUGCCGUUGGGGGCGCUCGCGUUGCAGAGGGUGUCGCCGGCGUAUUUGGAGCUGACGUUUUCGGCGUUGAUCGCGUUGUUCGUGAGCGAACGCACGGGGGCGUUCGGGUACGUCGCGCGAAAGUGUGGAGGUGGCGAGAGUACGACGACGGUAUCGACGACUGCCGGUGACGGUGAUGGCGACGCACGGGGCGUGAACGCACCCGACGUGGAGACGGGCGAAGAGGUCGAGGCGCGCGCAAACUGGUGGAAAGAGCCCAAGAAAUUCCUCAUGUUGCCCGUGGACAACGAUGGCUUGACAUUCAACGGCGAAAAUUGGAAGUUUAUGCUUUGUUGGGCCGUCGCUGGGUGCAUGAGUGGCUUUUUGGGCGGUAUGACGGGCACGCACGGUCCGCCGGCCAUCGCGUGUUACACGAUGAUGAAGGUGAGUAAAGACAUCGUGCGCGCCACGAGCGCGGCGAUUCUUGUCACAGUCAUGUGCUCGCGCCUCGUCACGUACGCCGUGAACGGGAUGUUUGACAUUAGUAAACCCGGCGUCUACGGCACCGCUGGCGGCUGCGGACUCGCCGGCGUGUUCCUCGGCAUUUACGCGCAAAAGUUCGUCGACAAGGACCAGUUUACGAAAAUUUUACUCGGCAUCCUCGGACUCGGUUCGGUGCUCAUGCUCUACAAGGGCAUCGAAGAUCUAUGAUAUUCGGUCAUUAAUACUCGACCACCAGUUAUAUUCUUUGUAGUCUGUUGUAUGGUAUUCGCAUCGCUCGCGCCG
Molecule: messenger RNA, 1054 nt
Organism: Ostreococcus lucimarinus CCE9901
Lineage: Eukaryota; Viridiplantae; Chlorophyta; Mamiellophyceae; Mamiellales; Bathycoccaceae
Exons: 2
Coding region: 11-979 (322 amino acids)
Cellular component (GO): membrane
Source: RefSeq, a predicted model, not a curated record